This is a messenger RNA of Scedosporium apiospermum, 2643 nucleotides long. Its product is annotated as Fungal specific transcription factor domain-containing protein. Bases 1 to 2643 code for a protein of 880 amino acids. Gene Ontology annotation, biological process: positive regulation of transcription by RNA polymerase II; DNA-templated transcription. Gene Ontology annotation, molecular function: DNA-binding transcription factor activity, RNA polymerase II-specific; zinc ion binding; sequence-specific DNA binding. The transcript is spliced from 3 exons. The record is from RefSeq and is a predicted model, not a curated record. Gene Ontology annotation, cellular component: nucleus. NCBI's taxonomy places the organism in Eukaryota, Fungi, Ascomycota, Sordariomycetes, Microascales, Microascaceae.
AUGUUUGAGCCUGCUGGACCACCGUGGGACGGGUUCUAUUCCCCGAUGACACCGACGGUGCCGGUACACGGCGGUAGGCUAGAAGGCCGCCGUCCACCGUCUCACCCAUUACCGGCUAAGCGGCCGUUACCUCCGUGCCAGGAAACAUCUACGCCGGCGUCGGCCGUGCGGCGGAGGAAACCUGCCAAGGUGAGCCGAGCAUGCGAUCUCUGCAAAGCGCGCAAAUCCAAGUGUGAUGGCAUGAUCCCCUGCGACAAGUGUGUCGCCAAGGGGCACGUAUGUCUUUACGAUGCCAAGUAUUCUCGGGGUAGACCCCCAACCCCCCCGCCAUCCACCACAGCCAUGAUAUAUGCGACGCCGGCCUACCCCGUGCAUCGCGAGGAGCAAAGGAAUACCCCUCCGACUCGGAGGAGCAAGUCCUCAGACAUAAUACCUCCACCACACACGAGCGAGGGCUCGUUUCACCUGCAGCCUCCUCCCUCCGCCGUCGCCGCUGAUACGUCCGCUGUAUCGUUACCCGUGCUUGCUUCCAACACUACGUCUACGACCAUGACGUCCAUUGAACACGGACAGGCACCCGACCAAGACGAACAGUCAGACGAAACAGCAGCCCCGAAGCCUCGCGGUGAAAGGAACACAUCAUCUCGACAGUCUCCGGAUCUAGGCACGGAAGAGAUACAAGGUCAAGUCUUCGAUCCCACCUCGACAGUCACUUUUCUCCAUCGCGCCUGGAAACGUCUCUCCAAACAAAAGGGCCGUGAGAAGGAUAAUGCAGACCAAGGCCCACUUUCCCCGCUCGAUCAGACCCCCGGGCACCAGCCGUGGAUGUUUGCCGGUGAUAAGCCACUCAGCACAAGCGCCAACACGACUGAAUUUCAGUCCGAGCGUAAUCCCGACUUAGGCAAUAUCGUCCUGCCUGAUCACUCGUAUACGCGGGAGCUAGUGCAGCUCUAUUUUGACGUUUGCAUCGCUACCUACCGCUUCCUACACAGAGGAACAACCGAGGCAUGGCUAGACACCCUCGAGGCUAACCUCCACGAGGGUAAACCCAUAUGGAACAACAUCGGAAAGUCUCGCGCUGCUAUCGUCCUCGUCGUCCUCGCCAUCUCUGCGACCCAUCUGGAAAAGCUGCGUCGGCCAAUAGCCGCCACCGCCACCAAUACCCCCUCUCACUACCUGUCACGUAAUAACAAUAAUACGACAACCAACCCGGAGGCUCACCCCGAUGAGCUCUUCGGCAUGGCAAUGCGUCUCGUCGACACCGAAACCGGCAUCCCACGUCUCGAGCUCGCGCAAGCCCACCUCAUCCUGGUGCUCUACCUCCUCACCACGUCGAGAAUGAACCGCGCGUGGUACGUCUUCGGAAACCUAACCCAGAUCGUCGGCGUCCUCGGGCUGCAUAGGCGCGGUGGCCGGAACCGCCGCGUGGCAGCCGCGAAGGCUGACUAUAUCCAAUCGCAGUGCGCUAUUCGGCUUUUCUGGGCGGCGUACAUUAUCGACGGCCACCUCAGCGUCAUAUUCGGUAGGCCGCGACACUACCACGAUGACGAUAUCGACCAGGAGUUUCCCGCGAGCAUCAACGACGAGUACAUGACUACCAAGGGUCCUAUUGAUGCAAGGGAUGAAUUUGGCGAGGGGGCGGCAGACAGUCUUAUCGAAGCUCUCGUAUAUCAUGCAAAAGUCGCCCAAAUCAUUGGCCAAAUCUCAAAGCAAGUCUACUCCAUCAAACCCAUCUCCGAACAGGAACGUAUCGACGCCUCCCUCCGCCUCAGCGAGAAGCUGCACGCCUGGCAAGCCAGUCUCCCCGCGCAUCUCGGCACCGUGCGUCUUUCAAGCCUGAUCCCGAGCCUUCGCCGCCAGGCCACCGUGCUACGGCUCGCGUAUUCGCACGCCAUCAUGCACGCAAACCGGCUGUUUCUGCUCGGUGACCCCACGGCCAGCAAUCGAGGCCCCGUCGCCGAGUGCAUAAAUGCCGCGAGGGUGGUGUUCGAGAUAGUCGACGGGAUGGCCAAGGACGGUCCGAUUUUCCACGCCUUCUGGUGGACGCAUUACAUCACCUUUUGCGCCCUGCUGGUCACCUACGUCUGGGAGAUUCAGCAUAAGAGGAAGCGGUUGUCCCUAGGUGACAUAGCGGACCACAGGCGGCUGAUCGAAUUGGCCGGUCGGUGUCACCGGCACCUCGCCAACGCUACGGCCACCAACUCGCCCAGCCGGAGGUACGCCGUCAUUCUAGCCGAGUUUCGUCGUGAAGCCAUGGGUACCCUUUCUAGGGCAACCUCUCCACGACCCGCGGCCACGACCGUGCACGAAAACGGGAUGGGAAGUGGUUAUGGCCACGGAGGCGGCUCAACGCCUCGAUCGUCCUCCAUUAUCAUUGACCCUCGGCUACAAGAAGACCCAGGGAUCGCAGGGCACGGGCAAGGGCCGACCUAUCCCGCGUCCACAUUCGACGGGCCUGAAACUGGCGCGGAAAUAGCGGGUCCGGAUUAUAUGCUACAAGCCGCCCUGGCGGACACAACGUCAUCUUUUCAACCAGGACCGACCGUCUUGGACGAAUGGCAGGCUACGGACUGGCUUGAGUUCGACUCGUCGGCAUUCGGACCUAUCUUCGAAUCUUGCAACGAUACGCCGCCUGGGGUAUAA